Rotaria sp. Silwood2 is the source of this 2274-nucleotide messenger RNA. NCBI's taxonomy places the organism in Eukaryota, Metazoa, Rotifera, Eurotatoria, Philodinida, Philodinidae. The record is from the annotation of a GenBank genome assembly.
AUGGCCAAAUCAAUUAGUAAAACUUCAAGCAAAGAACCAUCCGAUGUCAUCGAGCGUAGGGCUAUUAAUCCAGCCAGAUGUCUUGGUUCUCUCUAUGAUGGUGUUCGAGAUCAGGUAAUUGAUCAAUCAGGAUUGAGCAAUCAUCAAGAACAAUGGUUACCAUCAUCUAAACCAACACAAUGUGAAGUUAUUAAUAACAUUGCAGCCUCAAACUUCAAUAUUCUGCGAUGUGUGGAUAUUGAACCAGAAUUGAGAUUAAGUUUAUUAUUGAAGUUAGCAAAAAGAUCUGGAAUUGCAGAAAUUCUCGAUUAUUCUCAUCCCAUAGAUCAGUACACUUGCUUUUUCUAUUAUUCUUGGAUAAAGCAUGAACAAACACUCAGAAAACUACUAGGAGUUCAAGAAAUCAGUAAACAAUGGAGUUCUCGUGUUACUGCUACUCAUGUGAUCACUGGUAUACGCUUUGGAAUCGAUCUUGUUAUGAUUCUACAGUUGCCAUCACAAGCUGAUAUUUAUGACAAAAUCCAUUCUAUACUUAGGAAAAUUCGUGACAUACUUUUGAAUGAAAAAAAGUAUCGUGUGGUCUUGACCCCUAAAGAAAACAAUUUACUUGAAAACUUUCUCAAGUUAAAAGUGUACUCGAAUGCAUCUAUGCUGACUGGUGUAACCAAAAUUUCUGAUCUUCUAUCUCACAUAGAACUAAUUAAGAACCAUAGUAAGCUCUGUUGUCCAGUAACUUAUAUCCUUCAAACGAUCGCAUCGUUAUGUCAUGCACAUGAAAGAAAAGCGCCGGAAUUUACAACUCUAUCCUUUACACUGAUAAAUGAUCUUGAACAUUAUAUGCUCCAAUGUAGAAGUCGAAUGAAAUAUUUAGAAGCAUCUUUGAAAGAAAAUCAAACAAAAUCCCUUUGUAAACAUCACCAGCAACUUUUUAAUGAAACUUCGACUCAAUUUUUAAAGGUGAAAGAUAUAUAUAUGCACGAGAUGCAUCGAUUUGCUACACUUGUAGUUGAUGCCCGCAAUCGUCCAGCAAAAAUUUUCAAAAUUAAUCAAGCGCUACACAAUGGCGAACUAGAAAAACUGAAAGAAAGUAUUCAUCAGCUGAUUGAAAACCUUGAGAAUUUAACAACACAAGGUCUUGUAAACACAAAUCUGCAACAAAAACAUUUUGCGUCUUUCACAACAACAGAGCGUCACUCGAGUACAAGCGAUAAUAUAAUUACUGAUAAAUACUCAUUGAUCAAUAGUGAUUCACAUAAUCGAAAUCUCGGCUCCAAUGAUCCGCUAAAAGAAAAAAGUAAAUUGAGCUUGACCAAUCUACACAAAAAAACAACUAUAAAAGACAACAGCAGCUCUGCAUUACCUCCUGCACAUACUAAUGCUCAUCAUUCUUCAUUGCCACAAUGGUAUGUGACAAUGUCGACAUCAGAUAAAAUCGAUCAUAGUGAAAAUCAUUUCAAGCAAAGACUAUCCUCUCAAGUUAGUGCCCCUGAGAUUUCUUCAACUUCACCAUUAUCUUCAUCACCGCCAGUACCAAACGAUGAUACUAUUAAUAUUCUUCUUCUUGGUGAAACUGGAGUGGGUAAAUCAACCUUUAUCAAUGCUUUUGCUAACUAUCUCAUAUUCAAUUCAUUUGAACAAGCAGAAUCAAGUGAACCCAUUGUAAUUAUUCCUGUUUCAUUUAUCAUGACAAUUGGUGAUAAUUUUGAAGAACGAAUAGUCAAAUUUGGUGAACUCGAUAGUUUUAACAAUGAAAAUUUCAACACUAUCGGUCAAUCUGUAACACAACAUUGUAGAUCUUAUGUAUUUGAUCUUAAUAAUAGUGACGGAAGAAAGGUGCGUAUUAUUGAUACACCUGGUUUUGGUGAUACACGAGGUCUUGAUCAAGAUGAUCGAAAUAUGGAACAUACUUUACAAUAUAUCAAUAAUCUUACACAUUUGAAUGCUAUUUGUUUUCUUCUUAAACCAAAUGCAUCAAGAUUAAAUAUCUUUUUUCGUACAUGUCUUAUUCAAUUAUUUUCUCUUCUUGAUCCAACAGCUCGUAAUAAUAUUAUUUUUUGUUUUACGAAUGCUCGAUCAACAUUUUAUACACCUGGAAAUACAGCUCCNCCCCCCCCCCUUAGGGAUGGUCUGGUCAAAAAUCACAAUUUUUUCGAUAACUCAGCCAUUUCUUGGCGGAUCCUUCUCAUCUUCGAACUCGACCGAGAUAUUGCCAAGACUAAGCUGUGUAGAAAAUUUCAUCGCAAUCUGACUCUCCUUUCGAAAGUUAUCGUGUAA